AUGAUAAGUGAUUUUGAAUGUAUGCAGAACCCAACUUUGAUUUCACGUUUCUUUUCACUUUCAGGCAUUGAAAAUGUACCUCAAGUUGUCAGUUUUUGGAAAUGGGGUGCUGUAAUUCUUCUACUUUUUGCAACUCUUAGAAGCUUAAUCAAGGGAAUCAAGCUCAUUUUUAUUCAUUUCUAUUCACUAAUCAAGCGUUCUCCACACCUUUCUAUUGGCACUGGAGAUUUUGAGUUUAGUGAAAGCGAUGAUUGUUCCUCGAUUUCUUCAGCAGAAGAAGAGGAGGAAGAUAUUCAAACAACUUCGUUUUCAGAUCAACGGAAAAUUAAUGAAGAAUUUUGUGUAAAGGGGUGGCAAAAUGGUAAUUUGAGGCACCGUAGGCGGUGGAGCAGCGGCGGUGAAAGGUUUGCGUGGUCGGAAUUUACUUCCGGCAAAAAUGUUGUAAAACUUUGGGAUAGUUUAGGUUUAGGCUUGAAUUUUGUCGAAGAUAAUGACAAUAUUAACUCUAAAAGCAUCGUUUCUAUAUGGAAUUUUGAUAAUGAAGAGAAAAAUGGAAAUAAUUUUGGCCGGAGUCGGAAAAUCCCGGCACUGGCGAUGGCAUCUCCGGCUGUGGUUUUGACGGCAGAGGGGAACGGAAAGAGGGACUCCGUCGUUUUGGGUGCCUAUGACACGAGAAUGCCACGAGAGACUCCGGCUAUAUAUGCCGAAUGGGGCCCAACAACCGCUGCGGCUACUGUCUCCGACGGCGGAGUUGAAAUGGUUUAUCUAAAAAACGGCGUUAGUGGUGCGUUAACGGUUGGUGACCUGAGGAAAUUGAAGACUCCUAUUGAGAAAGUGAAGGAAUCUGACGGCGAAACGUGGUGGGACGCAGACGACGUUACCGUGGAGGACGAGUUUGAGCUGGUUGACUAG
Molecule: messenger RNA, 912 nt
Organism: Fraxinus pennsylvanica
Lineage: Eukaryota; Viridiplantae; Streptophyta; Magnoliopsida; Lamiales; Oleaceae
Source: the annotation of a GenBank genome assembly